Molecule: messenger RNA, 817 nt
Organism: Camellia sinensis
Lineage: Eukaryota; Viridiplantae; Streptophyta; Magnoliopsida; Ericales; Theaceae
Biological process (GO): endoplasmic reticulum to Golgi vesicle-mediated transport; intracellular protein transport
Cellular component (GO): endoplasmic reticulum; endoplasmic reticulum membrane
Source: RefSeq, a predicted model, not a curated record
CUUCAUAGCUAAGAAAAGAAAAGAUGCCCCUCAACCUCAGGACCCCUCUAUAAUAUCUUUCUUUCUACCAGAAACUUGAAAAACAGAUCUAGGGUUUCAAAAUCUCAUCACAAACGAGAGAAAUGGCGUUGGAAUGGGUAGUUCUCGGGUACGCCGCCGGAGCAGAGGCCAUCAUGGUCCUCCUCCUCACCCUCCCUGGCGUCGAUCGCCUACGGAAGGGUCUAAUCGCCGUAACACGCAACCUCCUCAAACCGUUCCUCUCAGUCGUCCCUUUCUGCCUCUUCCUCCUGAUGGACAUCUACUGGAAGUACGAGACCAGACCCUCCUGCGAAUCACCGGAUUCCUGCACCCCAACCGAACACCUGCGCCACCAGAAAUCCAUCAUGAAGUCGCAGCGCAACGCUCUCCUCAUCGCCUGUGCACUCAUCUUCUACUGGCUCCUCUACUCCGUCACCCAUUUGGUUAUUCGGAUCGAGCAGUUGAAUCAGAGGAUCGAGAGGUUGAAGAAUCAUGACUGAUUUUUAUUUCAUGCUUCGAGUUAAAAAGGUGAAUUUUUACCCUCGACUUGAUUCGUGAUGUUUUUUUUUUUUUUUUUUGAGACUUGGUAUUAAAGAUGGUAAAUUUGUAGCUUUUUAGCUUCCUGGUUGUUUCUGGAUGGUAUGGAUAAUUUGGAUCAAUGCAAUGUUUUGGUAUUUGGAUUUGAUGUGUGUUUAAAAAGUCAGGAUUGGUCGAAUGCUUUAAACUAGCUUUGAUUAUAGAUUUUUUUGCUUUUGGGUUCAAAUGAUGAAUGAGACUUUGAGUGGUUCUAGUGUGGAAA